Molecule: messenger RNA, 1477 nt
Organism: Trametes versicolor FP-101664 SS1
Lineage: Eukaryota; Fungi; Basidiomycota; Agaricomycetes; Polyporales; Polyporaceae
Exons: 4
Coding region: 575-1027 (150 amino acids)
Source: RefSeq, a predicted model, not a curated record
GCGCAGUCGCGCUUCGACGCCGCGCCCGGAGCCUCCAAGAACGCGACGACGGGCUCGCUGCACCAGGACGCAUACCGCUGCGGCGUCCCGGCGCGAUACGCGCAGAAAACAUAUGUGCGCCUGCGCGCCGUUUCGUGCCAUCUCAUAGGCGAAAAGCGAAACACGAGCCCUCGCCGCCGCCGACGUGCACGAGUCCAUCCGUGUGCAUCCGGCAUCGUCUCCCCCGCCGUUGCGGCGCCCGGACGCGCCGCCUCGCCUGCGAGAUUCCGGCGGGGGCGGCUCAGGCACUCUGCGCCGAAGCCGCGCGCCCCGGAUGCGACGUAGGGUGUGUGCAGCACCGUGUACGCGGGGCUGCAUCUUGCGACGCACCGGGCGCGCACGCGCGGUACGUGGUCGUCGACGUCGACGUCGUGCGCCGGCACUGGCGGCUUUGAGUAGUCGAGCCUGGGGGCGUGCGCCUUGCGCUUGCACGCCGCGUGGCGGUCUCCUACCUGGCGGAUGUCGAUGUAGUGGGCGCCGCGGAACGGCGACGACGAUGACCGGCGGGUAAAAGUCACGCACGUCGGCCUGGCAGAUGACGGCCUUGCCCGCGACGCAGGGGGCACGCACGCGAGGUACGUGGUCGUCGACGUCGACGUUGUGCGCCGCGGGGUCGAUGGAGUGGGCGCCGCGAAACAGCGACGACGGCGACCGGCGGGCGCGGGCGCGGGUCCCGAACGUCAGUGCUGCAGAUGAUGGCCAUGUCCGCCGCCACCGCCAGUACAGCGUCGCCCUUACCACAGACGACGCCGUCCCAACGUCUCCAGUGGCCCCCAGGGAGUCGUCUGCCGCUGUAUCUACGAAGGACUAUGAUGUACUCCGACCUCCGCCCUGCAAUGCACCGCCCUCUCCCGCUCUCAUCGUGGCCCGCCUUCGCCUCGCCUGCACCACGUGCAACGAAGAAGGCGGUGGCGCCCGCGAUAUCUACUCUGCCAGUACAGGUUCCACGUAUCGACGGGAGUCUUCGCAUAGGAGAGCAGCCAGCUGAAAGCGUUCGACGAUUCCUGAGAUGACGCAGACGCGGGCGUCGCAGCGACGUCAACCGGCACGAACUGCAUAAUGUCAACGCGAGCAUCAUCUCCGACGCGACACUGACGAUGACGCACCACGAAUCCCCCGCCGAUACACCCCCGGGGCAGGGUGCGAGCUUGGGGACCGAGAACAAAGGAAGGCGCACACUGCUGCACGCGGAUCUGACAACUACGAUCUUCCGGAAAUGAUAACGAGGAUCUGCUCACUGUGUAGCAGCAACCGGGACAGAACACUUGCGUCCUCGAGCCUCGUACCGCGGGCCGCGCGUGUGGCGCCCUCGUGAAGGGACCGGGAGCACCGCGGUCAUCUGGACACGGAAAGGAUGCGGGCCUGUGCCGGCCGGCGGCCGCUGCCUCUUGAGAGGGAAAGAAGUCCGAGCAAGCAUGACAGGCUGGAGGAGAACGAG